Messenger RNA from Neurospora tetrasperma FGSC 2508, 3169 nucleotides. RefSeq lists its product as uncharacterized. The record is from RefSeq and is a predicted model, not a curated record. The transcript has a single exon. Lineage: Eukaryota; Fungi; Ascomycota; Sordariomycetes; Sordariales; Sordariaceae. Bases 1 to 3039 code for a protein of 1012 amino acids. Gene Ontology annotation, molecular function: protein binding.
AUGACGGACACCACGACGACAAGCCUGCUCGACCAGGUCCGCUCAGGCCACUACGUCCCCGUCCUCACCACCGAGCCCGCAAAGACGCUCAUCAAGUCAUACGUCAACACCCUCUACGACUCCGAAUCACAGCAGCAGAAUGUCGUCGACACACCAGUCCAGGACAAACUUGCCGUCGCCCUCUCAGCAUUCAACACCUUCCUGCAAAUAAACGUCACCGGCCCUGUUCCCGAUGGUCUUGCCCAAGUCGAGGACGAGUUCACCACCGCAGCAUCCAGCAAAACUUCCAAGAGCAAGCCCCUUCAACAAACUCGCAAACUUUGCUUCUCGUCUCUCGACGUCGAUGGCGUGUCGGUUUAUCAGUACAUUCCCUCCAUUGAACUGUUCGGCCUGGCACGAUGGGUCCUCAGCACGCAAUUGGGAGAGGAAGCGGAGGUCAAGGGAUUGGAAGGCGAGCCGCUGGAGUGGUUGAAGUUGAGGGUUGAUGUCUGGCAUUACAAGCUCAUCACCCAGCCUAGCUUGGGACCAGGGAGCAUCUUCAACAAGAUUCUGCAAUGGUGCGAGGUGCCGAGCUUGCAGGGAAAGAUUGAGCAAGGAUUGGAGGUUGUCCAAGGGGAAGUCACAGGGAAGGACAACAAGGAGAUGGAAGUCAAGUGGCUGGUCGAAAAGGCCAAUGUGCACAUCAUGUUGGGACAAGAUGUAAAGGCGAAGGAAGCGAUUCAAAAGGCGGCCGAGGUCAACAAGUUCCAGUACAUGUUGAGCGGUGCGCUCGGAAAGAGGACCAAGUUCCAGGAAAAGGCCACGAGUCAGCUUGUGGUUCUUGCCAAGAGUUCGGAGGAGAAGAAGGAGGACGAGGAGACAGACGCCAAGCCCAAGGCCGUGGAACUCAACGACGACACUCUGUUGGACGACCUGCAGUUCACCAAGGGCGAGCUGGGAAAACACGGCGAAACAGACGACAAGACUGGCCUUCCUGCGGAACUCAAGGACCUCGAGCCCGAUGCGCAACCCCAGCUUUCUCCGCUGGAUCAGAUCAUCCUGCUGACCGAGGCCACGCUCAAGGACGCCUUCAGCCCUAGCGAUUCCCUGACCUCCGAGGAGGUCUUGCCUUUUGCCGUGAGAGUCAUCAACGACAAGAGCACCAACUGGCAGAUCUACACGCAAGCCCUGCUCGUAAGGUCGCGCAUCGAGAUGCAUCGCUCCAGGACCAUCGAGCGCGGUGUCCUCCAGAUGCAGGCCGUGGUUGAUCAGGUAAUUGUCGACACCACUGCGGCUUCUCCCACCUCUGAGUCCAACGAGAAGGAGGAGGAGAAGUCCGACGUCCCGGCCAUCAAGAUCUCGGCCGAUGGAGAAGUCAUCGAGGACAAGGCGGCUGCUGCCAGCAAGCCCACUUCCUUUUUCCCCGCUGCUAAGCCCGAGGAUUCGGCGCCGGCACAUGUCCGUCUGCAGUACAUCCACGCUCUCAGCUCGCCGCCCAGAUGGCAUCUGGAGUCCGAGUUGGCCUACUCGUGGGCUGGAGUUGGUUCGCUGGUAUCGGCCCUCGAGAUCUUCAAGCGUCUUCGCCUCUGGGCCGAAGUCGCCCUCUGUCUUGCUGCCAACGCCCGUCACGACGACGAAGACGGCCGUGGAGCGGGUGGUGAGGAGAAGGGUAAGGCCAUUGUCAGGUGGCGGUUGUUCCACCGCACGGGUGUCACCACUGCUGAGGAAGAUGCCGAGGCGGACGAUGAGGUUGAGAAAGAGACGCUGGAUAUCUCCAACUUCAAGGAGGCCGACUUCCAGGGUCCUGAGCGUGUGCCUCCUCCCCCCAACGCGCCUCGUCUGUUCUGCAUUCUUGGUGAAAUGGAGGACAAGCCAGAGCAUUACGAGCGUGCUUGGGAGAUUUCCGGUCAACGGUACGCCAGAGCGCAGAAGUCGUUGGGCGAGUACUGGCUGUCCAAGCAGCAGAUCUUCAAAGCCCGCGAUGCCUACCGCAAGGCCGUUGUCGUUAACCGCAUGUCUUCCGAGCUUUGGAACCGCCUGGGCGACAUCUCUCUCCGCCUAGGCGACUUUGCCGAAGCUGCCGAGUCCUUCAGCCGCGGUAUCGCAGUCGCUGACAACCUCGCCGGCGGUGAAGACGCCCGCACGUGGUCCAACCUCGGCUCAGCUCUCUACUCUCUCUACGUCGAGCGCGUCAAAGAACUCAAAGCCGAGCGUGAAGCCGCCGCUCUCGCCGCCGAACCCAUCAAGAAGUCCCUUUCCGACGAGGUCCUCCCCGACGAAGACGACACCUGCAUCGCCAACCCCGAGCAAUCCCAAACCGACCCUAGCAAGCGCUCUCCCGCCACUCUCUUGUCUCAAUCCCUAGCGGCUUACAAGCGCGGCGCCUCCAUUGCCAACGACAACUGGCGCAUCUGGGACAACGUCAUCACCCUUGCUUCGCGCGUGCGCCCGCCUGCCGUCUCCGAGAUCAUCCUGGCUCUAAACCACAUCAUCAAGAUCCGGGCCUCCGAAGACGCCCUCGACAUUGCCGUUUUGCACUUGCUUUUGCGCGAGUGCGUCUUCAAUAAGGAGGUGCCCAUUAAAGAAGGGGUGUACGACCCGCCCCGCGGCAGCCAGGAGCGCGCCGUCUGCGAGUUGCUGGAGAAACAAGUCGCGCCGCUGAUCACCAAGAGACACGAGCUCUGGAAACUGCUCGAGACGGCGCGCUACUGGAGGCGCGAUUAUGCGGGUGCCAUUGACGCGGCUGAACGCGCCUUUCGCGCGAUGGUGGGCAUUGCGUCGGCUGGUAGUGGACUGCUUCCAUCUGCGGGGAUGGGCGAAGGGAAUGAGAAGAGCUGGUUGGUGGACCCGAAGGCUUGGGAUGCGUUCGUGACACAGGUCGUGGAGUAUGUUGAGUUGUUGGAAAAUUUUGGGGAGGGGGUGCCGGAGAUUGGAGAGAAGUGGAAGGGGAAGGCGAGACUUGCGAUUAAGAGUGUUCAGGGCAAGGCGAGGGAGGCGUGGGAGGGCAGUGAACCGUGGGAGAGGUUGGAGUCGUUGUUGGAGGGCUAUAAGCGGCGUUGAUUUGAUGGGUUGUGGGCACGGAAUGUGAUGUGAUGUUAGAGCAAUGCAGGAAACAGUUUGGGUUGGUUGGGUACUCCAAAAAAAAGUUCAAAGGUUUAGAAUAACAGGCAAUGGGAUGUCCUUUUACAUG